AUGCGUCAGGUGAGUGUGCUCGAAUUCAAUCGUCUCACCAAAUCAGCGGUACACAGACAGCGACUGUCAAUUCGAUUACCGAGCACUCGUGUUGUGCUGGAGAACCUGGAACCGCGAACAGUUUACAAUGUGACCAUCAAGGCAGGAACUGAUUUUGGAUACGGUGACCUUGGCUGGGCGUGUUUUUCGACCCUCGAUUACGGAGAAGAAAAUGUUUUGAAGUUGAAAGCACGAACGCCAAAUUCAUUGACACUUACAUGGCCAGCUUCGUGGCUGCCCGCUGCGACUGAACCUUACACAAUCCGCGCGAGAACCUUGCAUUCCGUUAGUGGCCGUGAACGUGAAGUCUCUAUAAGCAAUCACAACGAAGAUGGUUCAAAUCCAGAGUACGUCCUUCGAAAUCUGGAGCCAGGAUCGACAUUCAAUGUCACACUCUCUACUGCUUUCGAGUUUCUUAAAUUUAAAGCAAAUGGUGUAAGGUUAAUGAGUUUGAAGGUUCCUGCGAGCCGCGGUAAAUACUAUUUAAAGAAUCCGCUGGCGCCACCAAAUCGCAAAGCAACGUGGGCUGUAUUUUCGACUCUCGGACAAGGUUAUUAA
Molecule: messenger RNA, 597 nt
Organism: Gongylonema pulchrum
Lineage: Eukaryota; Metazoa; Nematoda; Chromadorea; Rhabditida; Gongylonematidae
Source: the annotation of a GenBank genome assembly